AUGGCGCCAAGCUAUGGCGCUCUCGAGCCCGGAGGCUUGUUCUCUGAGAAUGGCGCAUCCAAGGUGCCCAGUCAACGCCGAGCCUGCUGGCUUGAGGCUUCUUUUAGUUUGUGGCGCACCUUAGUGUCCAACCAAUUUAUCAUGUCAUUUCCGAACGUCGGUCUAGCUGUCGACUUUGGUCCUAGUGUGCUGUUGGCGGCUUUCAGCGGCAUAUGGCAUCGAAUGAUCGAGCAGGCCUAG
Molecule: messenger RNA, 240 nt
Organism: Penicillium coprophilum
Lineage: Eukaryota; Fungi; Ascomycota; Eurotiomycetes; Eurotiales; Aspergillaceae
Exons: 2
Coding region: 1-240 (79 amino acids)
Source: RefSeq, a predicted model, not a curated record